Periophthalmus magnuspinnatus is the source of this 1733-nucleotide messenger RNA. RefSeq names its product 14-3-3 protein epsilon-like. The coding region runs from base 52 to 972 and encodes 306 amino acids. Lineage: Eukaryota; Metazoa; Chordata; Actinopteri; Gobiiformes; Gobiidae. Gene Ontology annotation, cellular component: cytoplasm. The record is from RefSeq and is a predicted model, not a curated record. The transcript has 6 exons. Gene Ontology annotation, biological process: signal transduction.
AAGAGGGAGUCGUGAGCGCGAGGGCGUGGGCGCGAGGCGGCUCCGCUGCGCAUGCUCCGGGUGGAGAGCCGCCAUCUUUCCGCUAGUGCUACCGGUGAGGUUUGGCUUCCAGCGGAGCGACGCUGCUGCUCAUCCCGCACCAGGAAACACCGAGCGGCUCACUAUCCUUCUCCUCUACGAACCUCCAACAGUCCGCGCCGGAGCACCAUGGCAGACAAAGACAACCUGGUGUACAAAGCCAAGCUGGCCGAACAGGCGGAGCGAUAUGACGAGAUGGUGGAGUCAAUGAAGAACGUGGCAUUUAAGCAGGUGGAGCUGACGGUGGAGGAGAGGAACCUCCUGUCAGUGGCUUACAAGAAUGUGAUCGGUGCACGGAGAGCCUCAUGGAGGAUACUCAGCAGCCUGGAGCAGAAGGAGCAGAGCAAGGGCGGAGAAGACAAGCUUAAAAUGAUCCGGGACUACAGGAAAACGGUGGAGCAGGAGCUGAAGGACAUCUGUGAGGACAUUCUGGACGUUCUGGAGAAGUGUCUUAUUCCCAUCUCAACCACUGGAGAGUCCAAAGUCUUCUACUACAAAAUGAAGGGUGACUACCACCGGUAUCUGGCAGAGUUCACAGUGGGCAACGACAGGAAGGCGGCAGCAGAGAACAGCUUGGUGGCGUACAAGGCAGCCAGUGACAUCGCCAUGACAGAGCUGACCCCCACACACCCCAUCCGCCUCGGCCUGGCCCUCAACUUCUCCGUCUUCUACUACGAGAUCCUCAACUCGCCCGACCGGGCCUGCCGUUUGGCAAAGCAGGCAUUUGACGAGGCCAUUGCAGAGCUGGACUCCCUCAGUGAGGACAGCUACAAGGACUCCACACUCAUCAUGCAGCUGCUACGCGACAACCUGACACUAUGGACCUCAGAUAUGCAGGGGGACGAGGAACAGAACAAGGAGCAACUGCAGGACACGGAGGAUGAUGCCCAGUGAGACCGACCCCCUCCUCCCCCUCCUCUCUCUCUCUCCCUCCCUUUUUCUCUCUCUAUCCCCGUUUCUGUCUCUCUCUCUUUCUCCCUGGGGUUCGCUUCUGUGCCCCCACAUGCACGUCCCACUUCUCCAAACCCCACGUCAAGCUCCUCUUUUUUUUUUCUCUUUUUUGGGAUGAAUUUUUUCUUUUUUGCCGUGUUUUUUUUUUUUUUCCCCCUCCUCCUUUUUUUUAAGACUUCGCUUUCAUUCGCGGUUUCGUCCGUUGCCAAGCUUGCCUGUAUUAAACCCCGACUUUAUUUAAGGAUUCCCCUUCGCCCAUCUCCGCUAGCGUCGCCAUGAACCGCCACACACUACUCACUUCUGUCUUCGGAGAUUGCAGACGAUGUCUUUUAGGAAGAACCAAGUGCCCUGUUUACUUUGACCACACUGAUGGUAGUUUUUCUUUUUUUUUCUUUUUUAUAAUAUAUAUAUAAGCGCCGAUUGUCCGAAUGUCCCCCUGAUCGUGUCCUCUGUCCACCGUGGACCAAGCGUGGAGGCUGUUGCCGCUUUUUGCUAAUGGCAGGUAGUUAGCUUUUUUAGCGUGUGUAUGGGACGCUCAGUGAUUGUAAAGAAAGCAGCGGUGGCAUUACAGUUUGGGAGUGUGAGUACCGCCUGCCAGCGUCACCUCCAUCUGAUUUGUACUACUGGAAACUCAACAGAGCCACAGUCCCACCUGUAUUCUUACUGACAGCAUGGAAUCAACAUUAAAGUUUAAAUUGAGAAAA